CAGUGAGUAAGUGAAGCGCCGUUCAAAGGCGCUUAGGCAGUGACAUCGGCGGCAGCGUUACUCAGGCUCCAUCGUCUGAUGUACACGUAAAGGGCUGUAGCGAGGUUUUUAAUAUAUAGUCAGUCUGUCAAAUACGACCUUUCCGUGUCCAGUUUUCAGGCGUAAAGGGGACGUUCUCCUGGCAGGGAUGCACCCUCAUGUUUUUUCCUCGGGAAUGUACUCGGAUGGUGGAUCUGUGUUCUUGACAACUGGCAUCGCAAGAGGCUGACUUUGACUGUUUACAGAAUUACUUAUUUCUAUAUAUUUUUACGCAUUGGCUGUUGUCGCACUGACUACUGGAGUGUGAUGAUCUUCUGUGGUCUUGAUGGCACUAUCUGGGAGGUGAAAAGAGAGAUUGACUUGGAGAGACAUUAGGAAGCAGUGUUGUGGAUCACGGACACCAGGGAAGAGGAUCUUCGGCGUAUAACGUUUGUAACACAACCUCUUCGACCUAAUCACACCAGCUGUAUCACCAGUCCAAAAGCUGGCGUUUUGGAGGAAAAACAAGGAAUCGCAAUUGAACGAGACUACAGCUCACUGAGUUCCGCUCCUCAAAAGACAGAAGACGCGAUUGAUUCAUUGAUAGCAUGGCUCCAUCCCCGAGGAAAUGCAGAUCGGAGAUGGUCGCGGUGUCGGGAUGCCUGCUUCUGUGUGUCGUGGUAUUUCGACCGGUUUUAUCAAGGGGUUGCAAUGACAACACCGGCCGCAACCUGGACAACAGCUGGUACACGAAAGACGGUGAAGAGUUGCCCAUCAUGGUCCUGAUGCCGAUGAAUGAAUCAGCGCGUAUGAGCAGCAUCAGUCAAGGGAUCGACCCCGCUGUCCAGCUUGCCAUUCAGCACAUACGAGAGUCCAGACUCUACUCCUUCUCAUUAAUCCCCAAAAUCUACGACACUGAGUGUGACAACGCCAAAGGGCUGAGGGCCUUCUUCGAUGCCAUCUGCUUUGGCCCCAAACACCUUAUGAUCUUCGGCGGCGUGUGCCCGACCGUGACAUCCGUCAUUGCAGAGUCCCUGGAGGGCUGGAACCUCGUGCAGCUCUCCUUUGCAGCAACAACCCCUGUCCUGGCAGACAAGAAGAAGUACCCCAACUUCUUCCGGACCGUCCCGUCGGACAACGCCGUCAACCCAGCCGUGGUGAAGUUCCUUAACUACUACAACUGGAGUCGGGUGGGGACUCUGACACAGGAUGUGCAGAGGUUUUCUGAGGUGCGGAAUGACCUGACCAACGAGCUGGAGAAGGCUGACAUCCAGAUCGCCGACACCGAGAGCUUCUCCGACGACCCCUGUGUCAAUGUGAAGAAGCUGAAGGACAACGAUGUGAGGAUCAUCAUCGGGCAGUUUGACGACAAAUUGGCUUCCAAAGUCUUCUGCUGCGCGUACAACCUGAACAUGUUCGGUAGUAAGUACCAGUGGAUCAUCCCUGGAUGGUACCAAGGAAACUGGUGGGAACAAGCUAAUUCCACCAACUGCACGACCAAGAAGCUGCUGACCGCCAUGGAGGGCUACAUCAGUGUGGACUUCGAGCCCCUCAGUGCUAAGCAAAUUCAGGGGAUCUCUGGAAGGACCCCAGAAGAGUAUGAGAGGGAGUACAACAUUCGACGGCUGCAGAAGGGAGUGGAGUCCAGCAAAUUCCACGGAUUUGCUUACGACGGCAUUUGGGUCAUAGCGAAGACCUUGACUCGCGUCAUGGAGAGACUGAGAGAGAAGGAGCAAAGGAACAUUUACCAGAACUUUACGAUCGAUGACAAGGAAGUGGGCAGGAUGGUGCUGGAUGUCAUGAACGAGACCAACUUCUUUGGUGUAACGGGCCAAGUCAUGUUCCGGAACGGAGAGCGGAUGGGAACGAUCAAGUUCACGCAGUUCCAAGAGGGCCAGGAGGUGAAGGUGGGGGAGUAUAACGCCAUCGAGGACGUGCUGGACCUCAUCAACAACACCAUCAGGUUUCAAGGGGUGGAGCCUCCCAAAGACCGGACGUUCGUCCGUCUCCAGCGGCGACACAUCAACGUGCCGCUGUAUAGCAUCCUGUCCACCAUCACCAUCUUGGGCAUGCUCAUGGCCGGCGCCUUCCUCUUUUUCAACAUCAAGAACCGUAACCACAGGCUAAUCAAGAUGUCCAGCCCGUAUAUGAACAACCUGAUUAUCCUCGGAGGAAUGCUGUCCUACGCCUCGAUAUUCCUCUUCGGCCUUGACGGCUCCUUCGUCUCGGACAAAGAAUUCGAAACCCUCUGCACGGUCCGCACCUGGAUUCUCAUAGUGGGGUACACCACAGCGUUUGGAGCCAUGUUUGCGAAGACAUGGAGAGUGCACGCCAUCUUUAAGAAUGUGAAGAUGAAGAAGAAGAUCAUCAAGGACCAGAAGCUGCUGAUUAUUGUGGGCGGGAUGCUGCUCAUCGAUCUCUGCAUCCUAAUCUGCUGGCAGAUUGUGGACCCCCUGAAGAGGACGGUCGAGGAAUACAGCCUGGAGGCAGACCCACAGGGACGAGACAUUGCCAUCCGGCCCUUCCUGGAGCACUGUGAGAACACGCACAUGACCAUUUGGCUGGGCAUCGUUUAUGCCUACAAAGGCCUUCUGAUGCUGUUUGGUUGUUUUCUGGCCUGGGAGACCCGGAAUGUGAGCAUCCCGGCGCUGAACGACAGCAAGUACAUCGGCAUGAGUGUCUACAACGUGGGGAUCAUGUGCAUUAUCGGAGCCGCCGUGUCUUUCCUGACGCGCGACCAACCCAAUGUGCAGUUCUGCAUUGUGGCCCUGGUCAUCAUCUUCUGCAGCACCAUCACCCUGUGCUUGGUGUUCGUGCCCAAGUUGAUCACCAUGAGGACGAACCCGGACGCGGCCACACAGAACCGGAGGCUGAAGUUCACCCAGAACCAGAAGAAGGAGGACUCCAAGACAUCCACCUCGGUGACCAGUGUCAACCAGGCCAACACCUCCCGGCUGGAUGGCCUGCAGACUGACAACCAUCGGCUCAGAAUGCGGAUAACGGAGCUUGACAAGGAGCUGGAGGAGGUGACGAUGCAGCUGCAGGACACGCCGGAGAAGACGCCCUACAUCAAACAGAACCAGUACCAGGACCUCAACAACAUCCUCAGCAUACGCAGCAUCAAAGAGGGGGACAGAUCCAGCUUAAAGAACUACCUUGAGCAGAAGCCUCAAGCCCAGUGGGGCUCAGUGGAUCCUUCCAGAAUAAACCGGGGUCCCCUAGAGGACAUCAACUCACCAGAACACAUACAGAGGCGACUGUCCUUGCAGCUGCCCAUCCUCCAUCAUGCCUACUUGCCCUCCAUAGGGGGGGUGGACGCCAGCUGUGCCAGCCCGACGGGCAGCCCCGGCUCAAGCCCCCGGCACAGACACAUGCCGCCCUCCUACCGGGUCAUGGUCUCGGGCCUGUGAGGUCAUGCCAGGCAGCGGCCAUUCGUAGGCGAGCCCCUUCAAUAUUCCAGUCGGACUGAUUGUAGUCAGCGAACAGCGGGACUGCGUGUGGGACCCAGUGCGCACCUCCAAACACGUGCCCUACCCUGCCCCCCCCCUCCCUGUACACACAUCCCCACCCAUCAUGGGAGGUCCUGAUACACAACCCCCCCCAUCCCCCACCCCCUAAUAAACUAACAAACUGCAGAAGUGGGAUACGACACUCUAAAGGGGAUGCGAACCUGGGGGGUCGCCCAUGUCCCACAAAUAUCAGUUCACGUGUCACUUUGCCAAACUCGAGUAUUCCACUGCGACGCCUGGGUUCCGUCUCGGCCACCGGAGGCGCUGUUCUUAACACCUGAACCGGGAGCCGUACAAGCGACCAUAACAAACGUGUAAAUAACCAUACAUUCUGGCUUCGGGUGUGCGAAUCUGCAUCAUUUGGGCAGAGGGGCAGGGGGGUGGGGUGG
This is a messenger RNA of Paramormyrops kingsleyae, 3916 nucleotides long. RefSeq names its product gamma-aminobutyric acid (GABA) B receptor, 2 (gene gabbr2). Gene Ontology annotation, biological process: G protein-coupled receptor signaling pathway; gamma-aminobutyric acid signaling pathway. NCBI's taxonomy places the organism in Eukaryota, Metazoa, Chordata, Actinopteri, Osteoglossiformes, Mormyridae. The record is from RefSeq and is a predicted model, not a curated record. Gene Ontology annotation, cellular component: G protein-coupled receptor heterodimeric complex; membrane. Gene Ontology annotation, molecular function: G protein-coupled GABA receptor activity.